GAAGGGUUUGGGAAUUACAUUGGCUGCAAACAUGUUGAUUUUGAUAUACCAGAAUACAGCAUUUCUCUACAUUCUAUUCAUCCUACAUGGCCGUCCAAACAUCAGAUAGAAUUCACAAUAGACGUUUUAAACUUCCAUCAACAAUAGUGCCUAGUCAGAACAGCUUUGGAUGCGACUAUUUGAUUACUGGUAUUACUCUAAGUAUCAAUAAUCUUUUAAUGACAUGCAUUGUACCGGGCGGUAGGUAUCUAAGCUGGGAAUAUUGAAGAAGAAGUUGGACGUGAAGCACCUACUCAAUGACUUUUGCUUUGCUUAGUAGUGUUGGCCGUACUUGAUUGGAUGACGGUACAACUAAGCUUGAGAAAGACUCGAGUCAUCUGGUCGCUGUGAAGAUGUACCUGCCAAUACUAGAGUGAUUGGGGAUGCAGAAGAUCGUUGUAUCCGCCAGUUGUCGAGGAAGGCUGUCGACCAGUAUGAGCAUGGUAUAAUGUAGUGCCUCGGUCUAUUCACGACAAUGAUGACCUCGGCAUAGAUUUUUGGGCAAAUCUGCUUUUUACAUCAGUUCUCCGAUCGACGAAACCCCGCCUGCUGCCUGACGCAAUCUCUGGUGGAUACUACACACCCUCAACUUGAUCACUGACUCUGAAAAUUUGAUAUUGAAAGAUACCGCGAGUCCCGACCAUCGAUUUGAUCAGGUAUACCUUCAUCAACCAAGGAUUUGAUAACCCAUCAGCUUUUCCCCUAAUCUCCUGCCACAUGCGUGUCAUGUGUAUCUAUGAUGAGAUCCUCAAGCACAUAUAUGCAUGUGUUACCAGAAGAGGCAAACCGCCUAAUCCCAAACAAGCAGCUUUAACAAAAUCCUGGGUUUGGAUUGGCACUUACGUACCUGCCCUAUCUGCUGCAAUUUCAUUGCCACUGCUAUCACUGGCAGAUCUAGAACUUCUAGCACCAGGGUAUGUUACCAAACUUUGGAAGAACAACAACAUUCCUUCUGCUCAUGAUAAUUGUGAAACCAGUGCCGGAUUUCCUAGUGCGAUUUCUAAGCUUCUCUUAACGAUAGUGGAAACGAUUAAGACGAGACCAGGAGGUUCCAUAGCUGGACAUGAGGAAUAUCAAGGUAAUCCUGGAUGACCUGGACUUUUAAUGCUAUAUUGUAAGCUAGAUUUGGGACACCAGGGAGAGAAAAUCAAGGUGCGUGCCGUCUAGAUUCUACCCUGAUAUGAAGACUUCAAAUCGUACUGGUUGUAUAGAAUCUUGCGUGCUCCUUCCUAUGUGGUCGUCCUUGUCGCCUGUCAAUUUGGGUCUCAAGUUCUGAAUCUGGGUCUUGUGUAUUGUAUGGAAAUCUUGGUUGGGAAUUCGCUUUUGCGGCGUCGUAAAUCAUGAUCAGGUCAAUAUUAUAAAAACA
Messenger RNA from Botrytis cinerea B05.10, 1405 nucleotides. RefSeq lists its product as hypothetical. The coding region runs from base 757 to 1131 and encodes 124 amino acids. NCBI's taxonomy places the organism in Eukaryota, Fungi, Ascomycota, Leotiomycetes, Helotiales, Sclerotiniaceae. The record is from RefSeq and is a predicted model, not a curated record. The transcript has a single exon.